UACUUCUCCAUUUCCUCAUCAUCUCAUUCUGUAGCUCAUAUAAAAAAAACACACACGCCCUUAUCCCUUUCAUAUUCUCACCCUCCUCAUCCCCACCAACACCAUCUCCCAGUACUCUAUAGCCAGUUAAUUUUUUCAUCUUUCAAACAAACAAACAAACAAGAUCAUCAACUAUCUAGAUCCACAAACACAUACUAUGGAAACUACUCAUCCUUGGUCUGAAGGUCCAUCAACUACUCGGAAAAAGGUUAUCAAAGAGCUAGUUGAAGGCCGAGACUAUGCAACCCAGCUUAAGUCCAUUCUCCACAAGCCCUUGGAAAUAACUCAUGACCAUGCCUCACCCUCACCCUCACCUCAUGAACUUGUCUCGAAAAUCUUGAGAUCUUUCACUGAGACUCUUUCCGUAUUCACUUCUUCUUGUGAGUCUGGUGAAGUAAUUCAUCAGAAUCUGGCUGUUUCCCAUGCUGAUUCACAUUGCGAUGACCCCAGGUCUGAUGACUCUGGCGAGAGUAGAAAGAGGCCAACUCCCAAGGAUCGGAGAGGCUGUUAUAAGAGAAGGAAGACCACACAGACAUGGGCAAAAGUUUCUCACACAACGGAUGACGAUCAUGCAUGGAGAAAGUAUGGCCAAAAGGAGAUCCUCAAUGCUAAACACCCAAGGAGUUACUUCAGAUGUACACGGAAGUACGACCAAGGGUGCCGAGCAACCAAACAAGUGCAGAGAAUGGAAGAAGACCCACAAAUGUAUCAAAUCACAUACAUAGGGCUUCACACUUGCAAAGACCCUCUAAAGGCACCACAAAUCAUCAUGGAACCUGAUACUUGGGAAACAUAUAUUGUUAAUCCCCCAGACUCAAUGUGGGGCAAUGGCAAACUAGCUGAUCAUGAUCAAGCGCUAAGCUCAUCCACUACCCCAACCAUAAAACAAGAAUCCAAGGAAGAAGCACUAAGUGAUCUAACUGAUAACCUCUCCUCCUUGGGUACUGAUAAUAAUAAUAGUUAUUUGUGGACAGAUUUUAAGGAUUUUGAAUUGGUUGGGCCUGCAAUUAUGUCCCCCAAGUUGGGGUCCGAUAACGGAGACGUGGUGUCUACUAUGUACUCCUGUACGGAGACGGCUUCUCAUGGUUUGGACUUUGGUGGUCAUUUUGAUGGUGAUUUCAAUUUUGAUGAUAUUUAGUAGUACUAAGUAGUAGUUCCUC
Quercus robur (English oak) is the source of this 1199-nucleotide messenger RNA. Its product is annotated as WRKY DNA-binding transcription factor 70. Lineage: Eukaryota; Viridiplantae; Streptophyta; Magnoliopsida; Fagales; Fagaceae. The coding region runs from base 197 to 1177 and encodes 326 amino acids. Gene Ontology annotation, molecular function: DNA-binding transcription factor activity; sequence-specific DNA binding. The transcript has 3 exons. Gene Ontology annotation, biological process: regulation of DNA-templated transcription. The record is from RefSeq and is a predicted model, not a curated record.